AUGGCAGGACCACCACCUCCACCUCCCCCUCCUCCACCGCCACCAGCCGGCCUAAGUGGAAGUUCUGCUCCCAAGCCAGCUGCAUCUGUCAUGCAGGGACGUGAUGCGUUACUAGGUGAUAUCAGGAAAGGUAUGAAGUUGAAGAAAGCAGAGACGAAUGAUAGAAGUGCCCCAUUGGUUGCAGGCGGUAGUACUAGCAAUAAUAAUAACAACAAUAAUGAUGGUAAUGAUUCCGUUAGGACUUCAACUGCACCAAGCAUGUCAGCACCACCAAUUCCAGGUAUGGGAGCACCACAGUUGGGUGAUAUUUUAGCUGGAGGGUUUCCUAAAUUGAAGCAUAGAGGUGAUUCAUCACUAGCUGGGAACAAUAGUUUUCCUGCUCCUGAAGGAGCCCCACCAAUACCUGGGAUGGCACCACCAGCACCAGUUGUCGUUCCGGCAUCAAUAGGGCAAACGCCCAAAAUGCCAUCUAACAGACCAAACAUGCCAUCUAACAGACCAAACAUGCCAUCAGCUAGACCAACUCACAGAACACAUAAGAAGAAAAAUUCAGUAUCGAGUACAAUAAAUGAAAGUCACAUACCUAACAACGCAACAAUAACAUCAUCUGCACCUGCAGCUCCUCCUGGUGCUCCGCCGAUACCGACGUCUGCACCACCUAUUCCAACUGUACCAUCUCAUACCUCCUCGCAUGCACCUAAAAAGAAACAAUCUAUCACUCUAGAGAAUGCACCAUCACCUCCACCUCCAGCUCCUCCUCCAAUACCAGAAUCAGCUCAAGGGGCACCACCUCUAGCACCUCCUCCGAUGCCACCAUCUCUGCCUAGUCAGGUACCUGUUGGUCCUCCAGCUUCUCCAGCUCCUCCAGCUCCUCCAGCUCCUCCAGCUCCUCCAGCUCCUCCAGCUCCUCCAGCUCCACCUGCUCCACCUGCUGCUCCCGUAAUGCCUACGAAACAUCCAGCUAAUACUAGGAAUGUAAAACCUACGACAGACACUUCGUCUAAUCCUCCUACUCCACUCUCAAGUGACUUGCCUUUCCUAGCAGAGAUUAAUGCAAGAAGAACAAACCAUGGUGUAGUCGAUGACGAUAUCGUAAAACAAGCACAAUCAAAAUCAAAAUCUCCUUCAACAAUUCCACAACCUCCACAGGCACCUCCGACAGCACCAAUCCCACCAACUGCAGCACCUCCGUUACCAAUCGUGUCAUUGCCACCAUCAAAUGUUUCUCAUCCUCCUUCAGCACCACCACUACCUUUGAUGAACGCCCCCCUUCCCCCACCCUCACUGCCAACUUCCAAUGCGCCUCCAGCUCCUCCUGGAACGCUAGUGUCAAAUAUACCACCUGCACCUCCAGCACCACCUGUAAUAGCAAGUAAAUUAUCAGAUACUUCUUCAUCUCCACAAGUAUCUGCACCUUCUAGUGGCCCUCUUCCAUUUCUUACAGAAAUUCAAAAGAAACGAGAUGAUCGAUUUGUUGUCGAGGAGGGUUCUAGCUAUAAAACAAAGGAAGAGCAAGACAAUACUACAACUUUAGGGAAACCUAAUUCUACAGGAGCACCCAGUAUACCGAUGGCUCCACCUAUACCCACACCAGGGAAAGAUCCAUCUGUUCUACAAGCUCCUCAAGCUCCUCAAGCUCCUCAAGCUCCUCCUCCACCACCAUUAUCUGCAGGUAUGUCAUUUUUAGGUGAAAUUGAGUCAAAAUUGCAUAUACACCAUACUCCACAACACGCUGAACAACAAGCUGAACAUCAAAUUCCAAGCACGCUAGCUGCACCUCCUCCACCACCUAUGGGUGAUGCACCACCAUUACCUUCUAUGGCGCCUCCAUUGCCACUAGUUUCAUCAGCACCUUCGGUCCCAUCGGUACCUCCUGCUGCUACAAUGCCACCGACUAUAGCAGCACCUGUACAUAUACCUGCACACGCACCUGCUCCACCUCCGCCUCCACCAUCUACUACAACCAUACCUUCUGCUCCUCCAAUAAAAUCAACAGCCACAACACCGAAUAUAAAACAACGUUUAUUUGCAUCAGAAACUUCUACUGUUGAACAUACAACAAACGAGCACACGAAUAAUCCCGAUAUCGAUGUGGGUCAAUAUACAAUCAAUGGCGCAAGUAACACAACAGGAGUGAAAUUAAAUUCAGAAAAGAUAGUAAUUGAUGAUUCACGAUUCAAAUGGACUAAUUUAACACAAAUUCCUAAACCGAGAGCGUUCCAAGGUAAGAUAAAACUAUAUCCAAGUGGGAGAGGUAGUAGUGUUCCACUUGAUUUAUCACAAUUUAAUUGA
This is a messenger RNA of Naumovozyma dairenensis CBS 421, 2292 nucleotides long. It is a transcript of the gene VRP1, whose product is annotated as Vrp1p. The transcript has a single exon. Lineage: Eukaryota; Fungi; Ascomycota; Saccharomycetes; Saccharomycetales; Saccharomycetaceae. The coding region runs from base 1 to 2292 and encodes 763 amino acids. Gene Ontology annotation, molecular function: actin binding. The record is from RefSeq and is a predicted model, not a curated record.